Molecule: messenger RNA, 1914 nt
Organism: Dufourea novaeangliae
Lineage: Eukaryota; Metazoa; Arthropoda; Insecta; Hymenoptera; Halictidae
Exons: 11
Coding region: 357-1868 (503 amino acids)
Source: RefSeq, a predicted model, not a curated record
CGCUCGUAGAAGUUUCGUUCUGCGACUCGUCUCGUGCGGACGCGCGGUCACCGUUCGAGAAAGCCGCGAAACUCGACAAAAAUUCGUGGAUUACGGUAAACACGCAAAUGUGAUUUCAAAACAUUGCGACAAGUUGUAAAAAACAGUAUCAGCGACGACUUCCGGCACACCUGAACCAAUCGCAGAACCGCCUGAUAACGCCGACCAGGUGCCAUGUCAGUGUUCGCCUGUUGCAUUCGUCGGGGAAAAAAUUAGAGGACAAGAUUGGUACCUUUCCUUAAAAUUUCGUUCUUUUGAUUGUUCUUAAGAAAUCUUUGGACAUCCAAGAAACAGGUUUCGCACAAAGUCAUCGAAGAAUGGACGAAACACGUCAGCAAGCAUUACUGCAGGAGGCACCGGAAAUAUCAUGGGAGAACACGUUAGGCGCGCCGAACGGGGUGCCCUUUGACGACGAUACGAAGGAGCUUCUCAGGACAUGCUUGGAUGUCUCUGCACCGUCACCCACGACCCUGGCACAAAUCAUCAAACGAAGCGAGGUUUUCCCUAUAAACUUCCCGAUUAACACGACAAGAUGCUCCGCUUUGAGGGACAGAGGAAUUUCCACAGAGAUCCUCGAGAUGAAUGCGAAUUCGGUUUAUCCGCUGAUACACGAGGCAAUGCUACCGUUGAUCGCGCGAUGGCUGAAACACAAACAAACGUGCGGCAGUGCAAUCGAGAGAGCAAUGUACAAGGAUAUGGGAUUGAUACAGUUUAUUCACCGUUUGUUGGAAAAACGAGCGGUGCAUUUCUAUGGGUCGGACGAUCGAUGGAAAUUGAUUGACGGGAAGACGGGCGUCGAUGGAUGGGAGCACGUUGGUACCGAUAACGAGAAAGAGCCUCUGGUCCUGACGAAGUGCUUGUCCUACGACGAGAUCAAGCUGUCCGCGAUGCUGGCGAUGUCCUCCCACACCGAAUUCAUAAACGACGGCUCGCGACAGAACAGAGGCGUCGUGAGUGCCGAUCCAGACUCCAUUCAACCGAGAGGAGUCAUUAUAGGUGUCGUGGGAACAAGAUUCAAACGGCCACGGCUCAUGGAAUACCAAGACAUUCUUAUCACACCUCUGCAAAAUACCUUGGAGAACGGAUACGGACCACCUAACACAGGCAGCUCAGAUGGGCAACGAGAUAUGCGUCUUUUAUGGGCGAAAUUUUACGGCGAAGAGUACCUGCCACUUUACGAGGAAACAGUGAAGCGUGUAAAAUCGAAGGAGAAUAAGAGAUACCUUUCAUUGUCGAGUCAGACAGUCUUCGAUAUCGAAAAUUACAUGAAAAGAACACUGCUCACCGUCGAGAUUAUACUUCUCGAAGCAAACACGAGAGCUGAGAAGCAGAAUACAACCGCCUUUUUGCACGUUGUAGGAUUUGGUCUCGGUGUAUGGAAAAUAAUUCAAGACCAAGAAAUAUAUUUCUUGAAAACCUUCGAGAUCGCCAUCAGGAAGAUGAACAAGAAGCUAAGAUACGUCUCCGAUAUAAUGUUCGCGUACUUCGGACAGCAGAAAUGCGGCGACGCAGGAAAUGGCGACUAUCUCGGAGAUAUAAAGAUUCAUUUCGCUCUUAGGGAGCCACACAGCAAACUAUUCAGAUCCACGGACGUAAACAAGCUCCUCGUUGUGACUUACGCGUGGGACGGAAACGCGCUGCCAGGGAACGAGUUUUGGAACAAAUUCCUAGCAUCGAGCGGUGAUUCUGCGGCGGCGUGUAGUUGCCAAAUAGCUGAAUUACACACAUCAAGAAUUAAUCCCCGAGCAUGCGGCGCCAGCGUGCACGUGGCCUCAGCUGAGCACGGUAUUUUGCACAUAUCGGACUACGCGAAGCUACAUCUUACUUAGGAGAGGGCUGGCCCGCUGGGCACCAUCGGUCAGCGAAGACCAUCCC